Messenger RNA from Raphanus sativus (radish), 1211 nucleotides. Its product is annotated as E3 ubiquitin-protein ligase AIRP2. The transcript has 5 exons. Gene Ontology annotation, biological process: protein ubiquitination. The record is from RefSeq and is a predicted model, not a curated record. Lineage: Eukaryota; Viridiplantae; Streptophyta; Magnoliopsida; Brassicales; Brassicaceae. Gene Ontology annotation, molecular function: ubiquitin protein ligase activity. Bases 221 to 1006 code for a protein of 261 amino acids.
GAACAAAAGAAUCAAAAAGGCAAAAAGCAAAGAGAGAGAGAAAGAGAAGAAGUGGAGACUUGUGUCCUUGCGGUGUUAAGCUUCUUUGUCCUUUUAGGUUCUUGCCUUUUUUCCGAUCAAUCAGACCAAUCUCUCUCCUUUUUGGCAUCUUCGUGUUUCUUAUAUUUCUCUGUUGGGAUUCUUUCAAAUCAAUUCCUUGUUGCAUCAGAGAGAGAGAGAGAUGUAUAAUCAGUUAGCUAUAUCUUCUUCUUCUUCAUCUUCUUCUUCGUACUAUGAAUCUUUGAAGAUUUUGGAAGCUGAUGUCCAACACGCAAAUACUUUGGCAGAGGCAAUUCCAAUGGGGAAGAACAAUGUGCGGCUCCAGAUGAAACUGGUUCAUACCAACUUUGCUUCAUUAUUACUCUUCUUGCUUCGGUGGAUGGAUCUUUCUUGCUCAUGUCUGCUUCCUCGCUACUUUAACCUCUUUCAUGUUCUUGUCUACAAGGUUCAUUCUGAUGGGCAACCGAAGCUCACCACUCACGGGAGGAAAGCUACUAUCAGUGAGUUCUAUGGUGUGAUACUACCAUCACUUCAGCUAUUACACAGCAACUUAGACGAGCUGGCAAACGCAGACCUGGGGUUUGACCUUAAAAGACUCAGCAAGAAGAUAACAAAAGAGGCUCGCAGCAGUAGAUUCAGCAGUGCCGGGUUUGACCGCGAGGAAGAAUGUGGAAUCUGUUUAGAAACUUGCACCAAAAUGGUUUUGCCAAAUUGCUGCCACUCAAUGUGCAUCAAAUGCUACCGCAACUGGAACUUGAAGUCACAGUCAUGCCCGUUUUGCCGGGGGAGCAUGAAGAGAGUGAACUCAGAGGAUUUGUGGGUGCUUGCUGGUGGCAACGACGUGGUGGAUACAAGGACGGCUUCAAGGGAAGAUUUGUUCAGAUUCUACCUCUACAUCAAUAGCCUCCCCAAGGAUUACCCUGAAGCUCUCUUCUUGGUUUACUACGAGUACUCAAACCUGAUUUAGAAUCUGGACAAACAAAGUAUAUGUACAGAUUUUUAGAAAGGUAAAAAUGUAUUGUAUAGAAUGUAAAAACUGUGUUCAGGCUUUGGGAUGAUUUGAUCCAACAUGCCAAAGCUCUCAGGUUUUUACAUCCUUUAUUUUAAAUAACUGUGAAAUGCUUCCAAAAAUAAGCUUGAAUAAAAGCAAUGAAUAAAAGAUCUCUUUUUCA